Messenger RNA from Trichoderma aggressivum f. europaeum, 1230 nucleotides. RefSeq lists its product as uncharacterized. The coding region runs from base 1 to 1230 and encodes 409 amino acids. Lineage: Eukaryota; Fungi; Ascomycota; Sordariomycetes; Hypocreales; Hypocreaceae. Gene Ontology annotation, molecular function: branched-chain-amino-acid:2-oxoglutarate transaminase activity. The transcript is spliced from 2 exons. Gene Ontology annotation, cellular component: mitochondrion. The record is from RefSeq and is a predicted model, not a curated record. Gene Ontology annotation, biological process: L-leucine biosynthetic process; L-valine biosynthetic process.
AUGCGUUCAGCCUUCCCCAGAACGGCGCUCUUGAGCGCAACCCGGGCUUCGCGAUUCCUCCCCGCGCAUCGCCCUGCCCGCUUCUACAGCAUCAAGGCCGAGGCCGCUUCUCAAUCAAAACAGCGCCCUCUGGAUGCUUCAAGACUUUCCGUGCAGGAGACCACGACGCCCAAGCGCUUGAGCAAGCCCGAGGACCUCGUCUUUGGCAGGUCGUUUACCGACCACAUGCUUGCCAUUGAGUGGACAAAGGACGAUGGAUGGCUCGAGCCUCGCAUCACUCCCUACCAGAACCUGUCUCUCGAUCCGGCCACCUGCGUUUUCCACUAUGCCUUUGAGUGCUUCGAGGGCAUGAAGGCUUACAAGGACAAGAAUGGCGACAUUCGGAUCUUCCGCCCCGACAAGAACAUGGCCCGUCUUAACAAGUCGGCUGCUCGAAUUGCCCUGCCCACCUUUGAGCCCACCGUCCUCCUUGAGCUCAUCUCCAAGCUCGCCAAGCUCGACUCUCGCUUCAUCCCUGACCAGCGAGGCUACUCCCUCUACCUGCGACCUACCUUGAUUGGCACCCAGCGCACUCUCGGUGUUGGCGCCCCCGGCUCUGCCCUGCUCUACGUGAUUGCCUCUCCUGUUGGCCCUUACUACCCCACCGGCUUCAAGGCCGUCUCUCUCGAGGCCACCAACUACGCCGUCCGCGCUUGGCCCGGUGGUGUUGGUGACAAGAAGCUUGGUGCCAACUAUGCUCCUUGCAUUGUUCCCCAGCAGGAGGCUGCCAGCCGUGGCUUCCAGCAGAACCUGUGGCUCUUUGGCGAGGAGGAGUUCGUCACUGAGGUCGGCACCAUGAACAUGUUCGCCGCUAUCAAGGACAAGGUUACCGGCCAGAAGGAGCUCGUCACUGCUCCUCUCGACGGCACCAUCCUCGAGGGCGUUACCCGAGACUCUGUCCUCGCGCUGGCCCGUGAGCGUCUUGCUCCCGAGGGCUGGAAGAUUAGCGAGCGCAAGUUUACCAUGGCAGAGCUGGCUCAGGCCUCCAAGGAGGGCCGCUUGCUCGAGGCCUUUGGGUCCGGAACCGCCGCCAUUGUCAGCCCCAUCAGGAAGAUUUCGUGGAAGGGCGAGCUCAUCGACUGCGGCCUGAAGGAGACUGAAGAAUCUGGCGAGAUUGCGCUCAAGGUCAAGGAGUGGAUGGAGGCCAUCCAGUACGGCGACAUUGAGCACGAGUGGAGCUUCAAGGUGUAA